Molecule: messenger RNA, 723 nt
Organism: Rotaria sp. Silwood2
Lineage: Eukaryota; Metazoa; Rotifera; Eurotatoria; Philodinida; Philodinidae
Source: the annotation of a GenBank genome assembly
AUGGUGACAGCCAUGCUUAUUUUGAAAUAUCUUACUACUCGAUUCACAAGUCUUGUUCCUCCUUUGGUCCUACCAGAAAAUCCCAUCACUCUUCUUCGCAUGCUUAAUCGUCAACAGAGUGCCUUUUUUCUUGUCGCUCUGCUUGCAUGGACGUUUGAUGCUUUUGAUUUUUUCUCUGUUACUCUUAAUAUCAUCGAAAUUGCAACAACAUAUAAUAAAUUACCAUCGGACAUCACUUGGGGCAUUACAGUGACACUAAUGCUUCGUUCUGUGGGUGCCAUUAUUUUCGGAAUCGCCGGUGAUCGAUUCGGACGUAAAUGGCCAUUCAUCGUGAAUAUUAUUUUUUACUCCAUAGUCGAAAUCUGCACAGGCUUCUGUACUACAUACGCACAAUUUAUUGGUGUUCGUGCUCUUUUCGGAAUCGCUAUGGGCGGUAUCUAUGGUAAUUGUGCUGCUACAGCGCUUGAAGAUGCUCCAAUUGCUGCACGAGGCCUUCUAUCAGGCUUGUUGCAACAGGGCUAUGCACUUGGCUACCUACUGGCCGCUGCCUUGAAUCUGGCAAUUACGAAUAAUAAACGGUACGGAUGGCGAGCACUUUUUUGGUUCGGAGGCUGCCCCCCAUUUCUUAUUGCAAUUUGGCGCAUCUUCUUGCCCGAGACACAAGCAUUUCUCUGUGCCAAAGAAGCACGUAAAACGAAUACAGCUGCAGGCAAGUUUAGCUAG